AUGUAAUUCUAGACUGAUAAGAGUUUAGAAGAGUAAGUAAAAGUUUAUUCUUUUGAUGAUUUUAAUAGUUUGAUUCCAAAUGAAAACAAAGUAAUUGACUUUAAAAUUGGAAUCUAGAACAAGACAUUGAAUUUCUUUUGGAAGAAUAAUUGCGAAGAAGCUAUAUUAUAAGACCCCAUAUUUCAAUGCUAAAAUUAAGAAUUACAUACAUAAGAAUAACAACAUUAAAAAAUUGAAAAGAGCAUCCACUUUGAGAAUCUGGACCCAUAAAAAUGUGCUGAAAUAUUUAGAGAUACUAUUUACCACGAAACGGAAAAGGUUAUUGCAACAAAUCUUUAAGAAGGAUUUGCAGAAUAAAUAGGUUAGGAGGCCUAUUUAGAAAGUUUUGCAAAGAGCACUUCGUUGGUUGCAUAAUCAGCUAUAUCUGUUAGUGGAUUAGGAUAAAAUUUCGCAUAACUAUCUCUAGAGGGAGGGCUUAGCUCUAUUAUGCAACUGUCGGACUAUGAGAAUACUGUGACAACUCUAGGUGCAAUUAAAGUUAGCACGGAUAUAUCAGCAGGUGGUACAAAUGCAGUUGCUCUAUUUUAAUGCCAGAUAAGUUCGAAUUCUAUUUGGACAGUUGCAGUAUUGGCUUUUGCAGUAGAAGUUGGUUCGCAUUUGCGCCAAUAUUAAAGAGGAGAAAUUUCUGGCAAGAUGCUUGGGAAAAAAAUUGCUGUAUCUGCAGUUUCGGGAGCAAUCUCUGUGGGUAUUUCUUCUUUAGGGAUGGCAUUAGGUGCUAGCGUUGGUACAUGUUUAUGCCCUGGAAUUGGUACCUUAGUUGGAGGAAUAAUUGGAGCAGGAAUUGGUGGAAUUGCAAGUAUUUAUACCUACAAAGGAAUAAAGCUAUUAGCUGAUAAAAUAUGCGAUACCUCGAAAGAUGUCACGAUUAUGCAAAAAAAGAAGUUGUAUGCAAUUAGCUUACAGACUCUAAAUGCAACAGAAAAAACUUCCUUAGGAACAAUUAAAAAUGAAUGGAAACUACUCAGGGCUUAAUAUCAUCCUGAUAAAAAUAGAGGCAACGAGGAAUGUGCAUAAGAAAAAUUUAAAUAGGUCAACAUUGCUCUAGAAUGUAUUGAAACUUACAGAAAGGAACAAAAUUUAUGA
Messenger RNA from Stylonychia lemnae, 1143 nucleotides. Lineage: Eukaryota; Ciliophora; Spirotrichea; Sporadotrichida; Oxytrichidae. The record is from the annotation of a GenBank genome assembly.